AUGGGUGGAGAGGGUUUUUGGCAAUGCAAAGCAUUGGUAUUUGCCAAUGCAAAGCCAAAGAGAAGCACCAAAUAUAAGAGCAAAGAGUGUAAUUGCAUUGCCAUAACUAAGUCUAAGUGGAGAGGGUUUUUGGUGCUCUUCCUGGUAUACUGCUGCUCCAUGGAGUUUAUGAAGAGCCUAGAGGGAGGUGGUACAUAA
Prunus armeniaca (apricot) is the source of this 198-nucleotide messenger RNA. The record is from the annotation of a GenBank genome assembly. NCBI's taxonomy places the organism in Eukaryota, Viridiplantae, Streptophyta, Magnoliopsida, Rosales, Rosaceae.